AUGUCGGUAGAAAUUUAUAAAAAGAGCGAGAAACAAAUCAACCUUCCAGGACUAAAUGAAGAGCAGCAAUUGCGACUUGAGUCUGCGAAAAGAUACUGCCAGGAACAAUCUGUUAGAUUCGUGAUGCAACAACAGGAGGAAGAGACCAAGAGCUUCAUGUCUGGCGGCAUCAAUGGAGGUUCAGUCCAGUCUCAGCAAGUGUUGUCGCUGAUGAGCCAGGUCUUCAUCGGUUCGAUUUUUUACGAAGUGAGUGAAGCGCAACUAAGAGAUGCUUUUGCGCCUUUUGGGAUCAUCAACGUUGUUAACUUGAAUCUCGACCCCGUCACUGGCAAACACAAAGGUUUCGCGUUUAUCUGGUUCGAGCUUGCAGAAGCCGCCCAGCUAGCGAUCGAGCAAAUGAACGGGGCAAACAUGUGGGGUCGUCCGAUCAAAGUCGGCCGGCCGACCCAGGCUCAGCCGUAUUUGAAGACCAUCGACGAAGCCGUCUACGAUUCAAAACGAUCGACCUGCAUCUACGUCUCCGGAAUUCAGCCAAUCACAUGA
This is a messenger RNA of Oikopleura dioica, 543 nucleotides long. The record is from the annotation of a GenBank genome assembly. Lineage: Eukaryota; Metazoa; Chordata; Appendicularia; Copelata; Oikopleuridae.